Messenger RNA from Striga hermonthica, 696 nucleotides. The record is from the annotation of a GenBank genome assembly. Lineage: Eukaryota; Viridiplantae; Streptophyta; Magnoliopsida; Lamiales; Orobanchaceae.
AUGGGAAUGGCAGCUGCAGAGGCUCAGUUUCAUGUGUUGGCUGUGGAUGAUAGCUUGAUUGAUAGGAAAUUGAUUGAGAGGCUUCUUAAGACCUCUUCUUAUCAAGUUACCACAGUUGAUUCUGGUAACAAAGCUUUAGAGUUUCUUGGUUGGUAUAAAGAUGAAAGUGGCAACUCAAAUACUUUUGAUUCCCCCAAAAAUCAUCAGGAGGUGGAAGUAAAUCUUGUUAUUACAGACUAUUGCAUGCCUGGGAUGACAGGCUAUGAUUUGCUCAAGAAAAUGAAGGAAUCCACAUUUCUUAGAGACAUACCAGUUGUCAUCAUGUCAUCUGAAAAUGUUCCCUCAAGAAUAAACAGAUGCUUAGAAGAAGGGGCAGAGGAGUUUUUUCUGAAGCCAGUGAGAUUAUCAGAUGUGAAUAAGCUGAGGCCCCACAUGAUGAAAGCCAAAAGCUGCAAGGAUAUUAUUAUUCAAAAGCCUGAAAAUGAGGAAGAAAAGCUAGAGAAUAAUAAAGUAUCAUCAUCUCAGACCAAAUUAGAGUCACCAACAAAAAUGAUGCCACACUCCAAUAAUAAUAAUAAUAAUAAUAAUAAUAAUAAUAAUAGCAAGAAGAGGAAAUCCAUGGAUGAUGAUGGGCCUUCACCAGACAAGGCCAGGCCCAGAUACAACAACAAUGGCUGCACUGUCAUGUCCAAUUAA